This is a messenger RNA of Mya arenaria, 2058 nucleotides long. RefSeq lists its product as uncharacterized. NCBI's taxonomy places the organism in Eukaryota, Metazoa, Mollusca, Bivalvia, Myida, Myidae. The record is from RefSeq and is a predicted model, not a curated record. The transcript is spliced from 3 exons. The coding region runs from base 1 to 2058 and encodes 685 amino acids.
AUGACCCUGCUGAGAGGCACAAGGUUAAGAAUGCAGUGGAAACUUCAGGGACUAACCCAGCAUCCACACAGAAGAAUUCCCACGGCUGACCCAUUUCGUCACUCCCUUAUCCUGAGAACAUGGAUUACCUCGCCUGGCCAAUUCCGCUACUCUCCAUUCCACAGAAGACGGAUACCGACAACUGAUCCAUUCAGUUAUUCUCCAUUCAACAGAAGAAGAAUACCGACAACUGACCCAUUCAGUUAUUCUCCAUUCAUCAGAAGAAGAAUACCGACAACUGACCCAUUCAGCUAUUCUCCAUUCAACAGAAGACGAAUACCGACAACUGACCCAUUCAGAUAUUCUCCAUUCAACAGAAGACGGAUACCGACAACUGACCCAUUCAGUAAUUCUCCAUUCAACAGAAGACGGAUGCCGACGACUGACCUAUUUCGUUACUCUUUUAUCUUGAGAAGACGGAUAGCCUCAACAGACCAAUUCCGCUACUCUCCAUUCAACAGAAGACGGAUACCGACGACUGACCCAUUUCGUCACUCUUUUAUCUUGAGAAGACGGAUAACCUCGACUGACCGAUUCCGCUACUCUCCAUUCAACAGAAGACGAAUACCAACGACUGACCCAUUUCGUUACUAUUUUAUCUUGAGAAGACGGAUUACCUCGACUGACCAAUUACGCUACUCUCCAUUCAACAGAAGACGGAAACCGACAACUGUCCCAUUCAGUUAUUCUCCAUUCAACAGAAGACGGAUACCGACAACUGACCCAUUCAGUUAUUCUCCAUUCAACAGAAGACGGAUACCGACAACUGACCCAUUCAGUUAUUCUCCAUUCAACAGAAGACGGAUACCGACAACUGACCCAUUCAGUUAUUCUCCAUGCAACAGAAGACGGAUACCGACAACUGACCCAUUCAGUUAUUCUCCAUUCAACAGAAGACGGAUACCGACAACUGACCCAUUCAGUUAUUCUCCAUUCAACAGAAGACGGAUACCGACAACUGACCCAUUCAGUUAUUCUCUAUUCAACAGAAGACGGAUACCGACAACUGACCCAUUCAAUUAUUCUCCAUUCAACAGAAGACGGAUACCGACAACUGACCCAUUCAGUUAUUAUCCAUUCAACAGAAUACGGAUACCGACAACUGACCCAUUCAGUUAUUCUCCAUUCAACAGAAGACGGAUACCGACAACUGACCCAUUCAGUUAUUCUCCAUUCAACAGAAGACGGAUACCGACAACUGACCCAUUCAAAGACGGAUACCGACAACUGACCCAUUCAGUUAUUUCCAUGCAACAGAAGACGGUACCGACAACUGACCCAUUCAGUUAUUCUCCAUUCAACAGAAGACGGAUACCGACUACUGACCCAUUCAGUUAUUCUUCAUGCAACAGAAGACGGAUACCGACAACUGACCCAUUCAGUUAUUCUCCAUUCAACAGAAGACGGAUACCGACAACUGACCCAUUCAGUUAUUCUCUAUUCAACAGAAGACGUAUACCGACAACUGACCCAUUCAGUUAUUCUCCAUUCAACAGAAGACGGAUACCGACAACUGACCCAUUCAGUUAUUCUCCAUUCAACAGAAGACGGAUACCGACAACUGACCCAUUCAGUUAUUCUUCAUUCAACAGAAGACGGAUACCGACAACUGACCCAUUCAGUUAUUCUCUAUUCAACAGAAGACGGAUACCGACAACUGACCCAUUCAGUUAUUCUCCAUUCAACAGAAGACGGAUACCGACAACUGACCCAUUCAGUUAUUCUCUGUUCAACAGAAGACGGAUACCGACAACUGACCCAUUCAGUUAUUCUCCAUUCAAAAGAAGACGGAUACCGACAACUGACCCAUUCAGUUAUUCUCCAUUCAACAGAAGACGGAUACCGACAACUGACCCAUUCAGUUAUUCUCCAUUCAACAGAAGACGGAUACCGACAACUGACCCAUUCAGUUAUUCUCCAUGCAACAGAAGACGGAUACCGACAACUGACCCAUUCAGUUAUUCUCCAUUCAACAGAAGACGGAUACCGACAACUGACCCAUUCAGUUAUUCUCCAUGA